AAAUCAUUGUAUUAUUGGCACGUGCCUUUUUAAGAGACUCUUGUAAAAGCGUGUAGUCGAGAAACGUGACGUUUGACGGGUGAAAGUUGAACAGAUGAGAAAAACAGGAGGUGUGUAACUCUCAUCUUUUCUGUUGUUGUGAGAAGAAGGUGAACGGCCAGUGUUUCUAAGUGAACGGCAAAAGCAACAUUCAGAGAUGAGUUUAAGUGCUAUUCUAUCAGAGAUCGACGGUGGAAAUGACAAGGGGGUUGAAAAGCUUUUGCAGAAAUAUAACACAGAGAACAGCCACACGUUCGCCUUUGACCACAAAGAGGAGGAUGCACGCAUUAAGUUGUGUCAGGGUCUUCUUACAGUCCUCCGUCGGUCAAAUCUUCCACUUUGCCAAAGCACCUGCCUGGAGACCCUGCGCAUCCUGUCCAGAGACAAGCGUGUACUUGGACCCGUAGCCACCAGAGAGGGCAUCCUCACUCUAGCAGGGCUGGCCCGGAUCCGUGUGGCGGGACACGACGGAGAGCCGUUAGAAGAGGCGCAGUCAGCAGAGGAGGAGAGGGUAGUGGUGGAGGCCCUUAAGUGCCUGUGCAACGUGGUGUUCAACAGCGUGUCGGCACAGCAGGUGGGAGCUGACUUGCAGUUGGCGGAGGGCCUGUGUGCCUGCUUGCAUUCGGUCAGCUCGUCCCAUCAUGAGGUGGGCCUGUUCUCACUUCGCCUGCUGUUUCUGCUUUCCGCCCUGCGAACGGAUGUGCGUAGCACGCUUCGGAAGGAGGUGGGUGCAGUGAGGCUGCUCACUAACGUGCUGGAACGCACCCUCGACGUGCGUUGGGUGGGGCCAUAUGAGGCUGCGCCCCCUGAUCCAGAAGCCCCGCCCAUUUCACUAGAGAACAAUGAGCGUGCCAUGGAAGCCCUUAAAGCUCUGUUCAACAUCACUAUGUCUGAUUCGAGUGAUGAGGACAGUGACCACCAGCUUCGGCUCAUUGCAGGCAUCAUGAGACAUCUCCUAAUGCUGAAGACACACUCUGAAGAUAAAACAGAGGAGGCUCACAGUCAUGCCAUAAAUCUCCUGAGUAACCUUCCCGUGCAGUGCCUGGAUGUUCUGAUAGAUGUCCCUGUCCAAGGUGGGAUGGAAAAAUAUGGUGGGAAGAACAUGGACACAGUGCAGAUGCUGCUAGAUUUUAUGGAAAAGAGGAUAGACAAGGGUUCCAACUAUAAAGAAGGCUUGACACCUGUGCUGAGUCUGAUGACCGAGAGCUCUAGAUACCACAGGGACAUCCGCAGAUACCUCAAGACCCAGGUGUUGCCUCCCUUGAAGGACGUGAAGGAAAGGCCGGAAAUCGGCUGCACCGUUCGCAACAAACUGGUGCGUCUCAUGACUCAUAUAGACAUGGCAGUGAAACAGGGGGCUGCUGAGUUCCUUUUUGUCCUCUGCAAGGAGAGCGUGGAUAAUCUGUUGAAGUACACUGGUUACGGCAAUGCUGCGGGGCUGUUAAUGGCACGAGGGUUGCUGGCCGGAGGCAGAGGAGAGACACAGUAUUCAUCUGAUGAAGACUCGGACACUGACGAAUACAAGUCAGCCAAACCUUUCAUUAACCCCAUUACAGGUCACAUAGAGCACCCAAUGCCAAACCCCUUUGACGAGAUGACAGAGGAGCAGAAGGAAUAUGAAGCUCAGAAGCUUGUCAGUAUGAUUGAUGAAUUAUCAAGAAAAGAACUGAUCAGACCAAUGGGAGUGAGGAAGGAUGGCACACUAGCGCCCCUAGGACAAGCUAUCCAUGAGUGCAGCCCACCACCCAGCAGCGACUCGGACUCAGACUAGCAGGAGAAACUGGAGUUCACUGAAACCCUUCAGGCACCACUGCUGAUGGCUAACCGUCACAGUCUUACAAACUGUCCCCUGCACAAGGGGAUGCUUCAGUUACUUUUGUUGCAUGAGGGGCAUGUCUUUCUAAUUGGGGCAUAUAUGGUGAAGUACAUAUUGAGCAGAGAGAAGAAACAGAAAUGUUUAAAUAGAUAUCUGGUUUUGAUCAGACAACAAAUGUGAUCACAGUGACUGUAUCAGAUGGAGCUGUUAAGUAGGAAGUUACAUGACUUAUUCACGUGUCUUUGACACCCUUUGUGAAAAAGUAAAUGCACUUCAAUAACGACAUAUAAACACUUCGUCACUUACUCUUACAAAUCAAUGUUUAAAAGCUGUAUUUAUUACUACAAAGUCUGUGGCUGUUGCUGGUUCACAGAUUGGAGAAACCUGUCUUCUGAUGUUUCAAAAUACUCAAAUGGUUUUUGAAAUGUUAUAUGACAAGACAAGCCAUGAGAUCAUUUAAAUUAAGAAAUUAUUUGUCUUGCACUCGAUUGUUUUUAAAAAUGUGCAUUUUUUUUUUGGUAUCUGCCACUUAAGCCUUGAGUUUCAAACAGUUGUGUCUUUUCUAAUGUUAAAAUAUAACUACACAAUUUUCUAUAUACUAUGUAUUUUUUUCUUGUUUUUCUUUCAAUGUUUUUUUUUUUGUUUUGUUUUACUUUUCCUUUUUCUAAUGUUGCGUAGAAAACCUAAGACAAAGCAUGUAAUUAAAUUCAGACUUUCUAAAUACUCAUCUUCUAUAACCACUAUAAUAAAAGUCAGCAGAGUAAAGGGGCUUUGUAAAACUUUUAUAAAACAUUAAUUUUCCCUCAACUUUUGAAUUUAGCUUGUUUUUUAUUUCAGACAAUCAUUUGCAAUAAAACAAAAAGCUACAAGUCUCAUUCACUCAUUGCAUGCAGAAACUUUUCUAAUGGUCCUUGAAAUGUAAAAAUCCAGACAAAGAAUGCUAAUUUAAAACACUAAUCCUAAAUCUAAAGCUGCAAGAUAUAUAUAUAUACACACACACACACACACACACACAAAGAAAAGUUUAUUAAACUACAUGAUCAAAUGAUUGCUUAAAGAUAUUGAAUGCAACCGUUGCGUCGCUAGGUAAGAUCCUUUGUAUCCAAAGUGUUGGGAUUCUUUAUAUUAUACUCAGAUCUGUGGUACAUUUAAAAAAAAUUUUUUGCUGGUGGAAUGUACAAAAAGCUCAGAAGGUGAAGAGACAAAGAUUAAUAUUUAUUAAAUACUAUAAGAUGCGAUUUCUAUUAACAGGGUAAUAAAAGUACAAAUGUACAGAACAGAAAACAAGCACUUUAAUAUUCGAAGUACAAAUGGCAAGAAUGUUUAACAAAUGCAAGAUGAAACUACUGACAAUCAUAUAUUCAACUGGAGAGGCACAUGGUUCCAUUUCCAACAAAAUGCAACCGUUGCAUGAAUCAGAAACACUGACAAAGACAGCUGAUUAACAGGCUUUAACCAAACAUGAUAAACUGGACAUAUGAAUGAAAAAAAAAUUAAGAUGGAUUGAAACAUUUAAAUAGGCAUUCUGGCUUUUUAUCCAUAUUUCCCAAAACAUGCCAAACUCCUAUCAAAAUCCCUGAGGGACAUGAACAGAUACGAUCACAACAGUGUGGUAAUUACCAGCGACUUCACUGAUCCUGUGCAAAAUGAAAUUGCGCUCAUAGCCGUUCUCAUACAAGAACCUCACACAUACAUUCACAAACACAGCAGCAGGAUAUUGGGGUUCUUUGUUGCCGACCAAAGACAUUUAUUAGAGUUUUGGGGGGGGUUGGAGCUCCCGCUUGGAGGCUGCAGUGCCUGUGAAAACACACAGUGGGGGCACUGCACACUUGGGAGGUCACGCCUCCCAUGCUAAUUUAGCACAGUUCACUCACUGGGGCCAAACCAGGACUCGCUGACUUCAAAAUAACGAACAUAUAGACAUUUUAUUUAUAUAUAAUAUUAAUAUAUAA
Molecule: messenger RNA, 3807 nt
Organism: Ctenopharyngodon idella (grass carp)
Lineage: Eukaryota; Metazoa; Chordata; Actinopteri; Cypriniformes; Xenocyprididae
Gene: ric8b
Product: RIC8 guanine nucleotide exchange factor B
Exons: 10
Coding region: 197-1810 (537 amino acids)
Biological process (GO): G protein-coupled receptor signaling pathway
Cellular component (GO): plasma membrane; cytoplasm
Molecular function (GO): G-protein alpha-subunit binding; guanyl-nucleotide exchange factor activity
Source: RefSeq, a predicted model, not a curated record